Molecule: messenger RNA, 1560 nt
Organism: Elgaria multicarinata webbii
Lineage: Eukaryota; Metazoa; Chordata; Lepidosauria; Squamata; Anguidae
Product: sodium/hydrogen exchanger 9B2-like
Exons: 11
Coding region: 1-1560 (519 amino acids)
Biological process (GO): proton transmembrane transport
Cellular component (GO): membrane
Molecular function (GO): antiporter activity
Source: RefSeq, a predicted model, not a curated record
AUGGGGAAUAAGGUUGAUCCCGUGCAUCAAACAACUCAGGAGGCCAAUAUUUUGGGUUCGGAACCUGUUCAUGAUAAUACCCAAAAAGAAGUACCUCUGCUGAACCAUGAUGGACAGCAAGGGCAGAAGGCUGAGACAAAGACACCAGGAAAACUCAGGCAAAUAUUUGCUUGUCCUCCGCAAGGCAUUGUUGCCACAAUAGUAACAAAUGUGGUAGCAGUAGCACUGGUCUGGGCCGUGAUCUGGUCUAUUACAGGUCGUGAGAGUCUUCCUGGUGGAAACAUCUUCGGAAUGUUAGUCCUCUAUUGUUGUUCUGUAAGUGGAGGUCAACUUGUAGCGCUACUUAAAAUACCUCGUCUACCUCCACUCCCUCGCCUUCUUGGGAUGUUGAUGGCUGGAUUUCUCAUCAGAAAUAUCCCAUUCACCAGUGAGGUUGUCCAUAUCAAUGUGAAAUGGGGAGCUACCCUGAGAAAUAUUGCCCUUUCAAUUAUUUUGGCCCUUGCUGGUCUUGGCCUUGACUCAAAGGCUCUGAAUAAGUUAAAAGGUGUCUGUUUCAGACUAAGCUUGGGGCCCUGCAUCAUUGAAGCAUGCUCAGCCGCUGUCUUGUCUCACUUUAUCAUGCAGCUGCCAUGGGAAUGGGGGUUUAUGUUAGGAUUUGUUCUAGGUGCCGUAUCUCCUGCCAUUGUCGUUCUUUCAAUGCUGAUGUUACAAGCCAGAGGAUAUGGUGUUGACAAAGGCAUCCCAACCUUGCUAAUAGCUGCUGGCAGCCUGGAUGAUAUCGUGGCAAUCACAGGCUUCAACACCUUCUUAGGCAUAGCCUUUUCCACAGGCUCCACGUUUAAUAAUCUCCUCCGUGGUGUAAUGGAAGUUGCAAUCGGUGCAGGUGCUGGUGGUCUUCUAGGAAUAUUUAUUUGGUACUUUCCGAGCAAGGAUCAGGCAUACGUUGUAUGGAAAAGAGCAUUCUUUGUGCUGGGCCUCUCUGUGUUUACUCUUUUGGGCAGCAAGUAUUUUGGCUUCCCUGGAUCUGGAGGGCUCUGCACAAUUGUCUUGGCAUUUCUGGGUGGGAUGGCAUGGUCUGAUGAGAAGAAAGCAGUGGAAGAAAUGGUUGCAGUUGCCUGGCAUGUGUUUCAGCCCUUUCUGUUUGGUUUAAUUGGAGCUGAAAUAUCUGUUGCCUCUCUCGAAGCUAAGAUGGUUGGACUCUGUUUGGCCACCCUGGCUUUGUCUUUAAUUAUACGAGUUACUGCUACAUUUCUGCUGUUGAUUGCCUGUGGCUUUGAUUUGAAGGAGAAAAUAUUUAUUGCACUGGCAUGGAUCCCCAAAGCAACUGUACAGGCCGCAAUUGGUUCUGUUGCCUUAGAUACAGCACGAGUUCACCAAGAUGACAAGCUAGAACAAUAUGGCCUGAAUAUCUUGACAAUCGCUUUCCUGGCAAUCCUGAUCACAGCUCCAGCUGGAGCUCUCAUAAUUGGCCUGGCAGGCCCCCGACUUCUCCACAAGACUGUUAUAAGCAGUGAAGAAGAUGAGAGAGGAAAAGAAGGGCAAAGAACUUCACCAAUAUAA